ACAAUGGACAGUUUCCUUUCUCUUUCUCUUCACAUCAUCUCUCUACCAUAUCCUCGAGACCUCAAGUCUUCCAACGCUUUUUGUUUCACACCAGACAACUUCUAUAACAUCUCCAUCAAUUAUCACAAUGGGUUCUAACAGCGAGCCCACCUUCAAUGUCCUCGCCGAUACACGGCCAGAGGACACAACCUUGCCACCCUUCAUGGCCUCUACCUCUCGUGGAUUCCUGCCACGUGCUGAUCCCGUUGUCGACCUACCAGAGGAGUUUGCUGCAUUAAGCUCCAUCCUCGAGCGUAUGCCCAUAGUCACGUUAUCAGGCGAGCCCGGUCUCCUCGCCAAGGGCGCCUUGGGAGAUACCGUCACGGCUGAGCUAACUGACCUCUCCGCUGCCGUCGAGAAGUAUGCCGAUAACCUCUGCAUCCAAACCGCGCUGUACAGAGACUACUCCUUCAUCGCCUCGGCCUACCUCCUCGAGCCUUGCCACAUGGCCUACAUGGCCAAGUCACCAUACGGUCUCGGUCGCCAGAGCCUCCCCCGGUCUAUUGCCCUCCCCCUCUCUGUCUGCGCCCGCCUUGCUGGCUUCCAGCCUUUCAUGGAGUAUGCUGGCUCGUACGCGCUGUACAACUACAAGCUCGAGAACCCAGAUGCUGGCAUGAAGUACACCAACCUUCGUCUGAUCCGUGCCUUUGAGAAAGGUCUUGACCCAACCAGCUCUGAGGCUGGCUUUGUCCUUACUCACGUGGAGAUGGUAAAGAACUCUGGGCCUUUGGUUGAGGGUUGUGUCAGGGCUCUUGAUGGGUGUGGGAGGGAUGAUAGGCAAGAGAUGGAUGAUGGACUUGAUCAGGCUUUCGAGGCUAUCAAGAAGGUUAACCAGGUUAUGGAACGUAUGUGGGCAAACUCCAAGCCAGGAGACUACAUUGACUUCCGCACCUUCAUCAUGGGUAUCACUUCCCAGUCCAUGUUCCCCAACGGCGUCGUCUACGAAGGUGUCUCCGAGACCCCUCUCUCCUUCCGCGGCGAGUCCGGCGCAAACGACAGCAUGAUCCCCCUCCUAGACAACCUCCUCUCCAUCUCCAUGCCCUCCACCCCCCUCACCACGAUCCUCAAAGACUUCCGCUCCUACCGCCCCGGCAACCACCGCGACUUCCUCUCCCACAUCGCCAACCUCUCUCUCUCCGUCUCCUUCAAGAGCUACGCGCUCUCCGAGCCGAGCUCCGCGCUGCGCUACCUCCGUCUUCUCGACCAGGUGCGUGAUUUCCGCUACCGCCACUGGUGCUUCACUCGCGAGUACAUCCUCAAGAAGACUUCGCAUCCUACCGCUACUGGUGGAAGCCCUAUUGUUACUUGGUUGCCUAACCAGCUUGUUGCGGUGCUUGAUGCUAUGACUGAAGCUGGUGAGGGUAAGGCACUCAAGAGUGUUCCGGCGGGUAGCAAGGCUGGGGAGGAGGUGAAGGAGAUGUUGGAUACGGCUGAGAGGCAGAGGGAUGGCUUGAAGAAGGAGGUAGAGAAGUGGUGCUCUGAUCGUGGGGUGCCGCCGCCGCAGGGGAUUACGGAUACCCUCCAGGCUGUGGCUGCUCACUAGGGGGUGGAUGACUUUUAUGACUGAGGUUUUGGUAUAUAGGACAAUGGGAUUACCCAGAGUGGAAUAUUGGAAAAUAUUCAUUUACUUAGAUCGAUAGAACGAUAUGUUAAAAUGGAAUUAUUUAUGACUAUGGUUUUGUUCCUGUUGCCUCGGGUUGUGAUGGUUGUGCUCCGUUGCGCCUUAACUCCGUCGGAUUUCACAUCCGGACGCCGACGAGGCGUCGCCGUGACACGCAUCCUCUGAAUGAUGGCGCAGAAAAAUAUAAUAAUAUUUCUAAUAAAUA
Pseudogymnoascus verrucosus is the source of this 1865-nucleotide messenger RNA. RefSeq lists its product as uncharacterized. Lineage: Eukaryota; Fungi; Ascomycota; Leotiomycetes; Thelebolales; Thelebolaceae. The coding region runs from base 128 to 1582 and encodes 484 amino acids. The record is from RefSeq and is a predicted model, not a curated record. Gene Ontology annotation, molecular function: heme binding; metal ion binding. The transcript is spliced from 3 exons.